Owenia fusiformis is the source of this 1698-nucleotide messenger RNA. Lineage: Eukaryota; Metazoa; Annelida; Polychaeta; Sabellida; Oweniidae. The record is from the annotation of a GenBank genome assembly.
AUAUAUUAUACAGAAGAUGAAUUUAAAAAUAGUAUAUGGUUUUUCAGAACUGGUUCAUAUACUGAUAUAAUUCAUGUUAUUGGCCUUUCAGUUUCAAAUCCACAUGGAAUACUUUUGUCUUUUUCUAUAUGUUUUAUGGCAAAGUACCAAGCUGACAUUUUUUGGCCCCAACCUGUAUAUACUUACCACUGUUUAUCUGCAAUCAAAUAAUUUGACCAGCACAAAAUUUCAACAGCUUUGCAGCAUAGUACUGGUAAGGAAAUUAAAUUUCUAAAGGCAGAGGGCUGAGAGGACUUGCAGCUAAAAGCAUGGCAGGAGAAGGUAUGCAUAGCAAACAAAGAGGAAUUAAUCACUGAAGACAUAGGCGGAAUUGGUGCAAGUACUAUGAAUGAGGUGGCCCUAGAUUGCAGACAUUAUAGCAUUUUUAGCCAUCCCAAUGAUAUUCCACAGCCAAUGGACAAUAGAAGGAGACUAAAUACAGCAAACAACAGGACAGCAACAUUUUAUGACAGCAUGGAUUGUGAGAGACUUGGCACAAAAGUUUUGUGUAAUUUUAAUGGUGUGACACUCUCCUGGGUCAUUAUUUGUGUUGCGAUACUUGGACUCAUCGGGAACAUACUCUCUGCGAUUGUCCUUAUAAGAAAAUAUAAGCGUAGCCCCAGGGUGUUGCUAAUGACGACACUGGCAAUGACUGAUCUUUCUUUUCUUUUCUUUACCAUAAUGGAUCAAGCGAUGACACAUAUUGGAUUGGAAGUUCCAUUACAUGCCUCCUGGAAGUUUUCACUGGGGAUACUAGCAUCAUACUGUAGCAUUAUUACCAUCUGGAUGGUUGUUCAAUAUCAAUCAAUAUCAAUAUCAAUCACUAUUUUAAAUGUGCUUAUAUUGCGUCAAGUGUGUAAAUGCAAACCUAUGGAGGGAGGAAUGCCAUCAGUUGAUGAUAAACAAGUCUCAUAUAUCCUCAUAACCAUCUCAAUCAGUUCCCUGUGUCUCAUUCUACCAAGUGCGAUACUUCAAUUUAUGUUUGUCCUGGAUUUAAAGAAUGUAGUUGCUAUCCUACUCGUCAUGAAUUCUUCGAUAAACUUCAUUAUCUACAAUGCUGUUGGGAGAACAUUUCGUGACAAACUUUUGAAUCUGUGUGGAAGACAUAAUGUUAUUCACAAUACAAUCAGUAUGGACACAACAUCAAGGAGUUACAACUCUUAAGAUAUUGAAAUAACUGAUCAUCAAUGUUCAAAAUUAAUUGAAAAUUAAUUGAAACUUGGAAUACUGCUCAUUUUGGAGUGCACGUAUAUAAUAAAGUAAAUAUGAGAUAAAAAGUUACUCAACCUAAAUUUUGCAAUUCAUGUACAAAUUAUUUCAGUUAAAUGAAUCAGUCUGUCCAUUGUAUCAUUGUGUAUUUAUAUGUAGAGUAAAACUGCAUGUAUUAACCAAUUGGGCUAUGAAUGUGUAAUGAAGUUUAAAUCUAUUUUUGUUUCAAGUGGGGAGCACUUUUGACAUUCAAAAACUACCUGGAAAUAAACUUUCUAAUACAAUUCCAACACUUAGUGACAAAAUCAAAUGAGAGAAUAAAUGUAACAGUGCAUUAACAUGCAAAAUGUCACCACCUGCCAUUUGUUACAGACACCAACCACCAGCUGCUGAACACUAAUCACCAAACAUCAACUGCCAAACACCAUCCACAAAAAAAGUUGGAGACUA